Laccaria bicolor S238N-H82 is the source of this 702-nucleotide messenger RNA. RefSeq lists its product as uncharacterized. Lineage: Eukaryota; Fungi; Basidiomycota; Agaricomycetes; Agaricales; Hydnangiaceae. The transcript has 2 exons. The record is from RefSeq and is a predicted model, not a curated record. The coding region runs from base 1 to 702 and encodes 233 amino acids.
AUGAACGGAGCUCACCAAGGAGUCGCAGGUUUUGGUUUAGCUAACGACCCGAACUUCAAUGCUGUCUUAUACGACCUGGCUCUGCCCGUCGGCCAACGCAUGUCCAUCCUCAACAGCACUAUCGUAGCCCGCAUGUACCAUUCAGAGGCGAUUCUGUUACCUGACGGACGGAUUCUCGUCUCAGGUUCUGAUCCUCAAACCAAUAACCCGGAUGGCACCGUCAAGUAUCCAGAAGAAUUCCGCAUUGAGGUGCUUUCUAUUUUCCUGUUAUUAUUAUCACUAAACCCCUCUCAUCUGCAUUCGCAGGUUUACAUUCUACCAUCCCUCAAUCAAGGAUUUCAGCAACCAACCUUUACGGCCCCGGACACCGAUUGGGCUUAUGGUGAAACAGUCACUAUCACAAACGUGCAGCUAUUCCAGGGGACCACUGCGACGUUGCGCGUAUCCCUUAUUGCUGCUACAUCGAGUACCCACGGAAACACCAUGGGAGCGCGGACGAUCUUCCCCGCCUUCUCAUGUUCCGGAACCAUAUGUACAAUCACUGCACCUCCGAAUGCCGGCGUCUCACCACCAGGUUGGCACCAGCUAUUCAUUUUAGAUGGACCAACGCCCUCUCAUUCAACCUGGGUCCGUAUCGGCGGAGAUCCAUCGCAACUGGGCAACUGGCCACAGCUCCCGGGUUUCACCACCCCCGGUAUUUAA